Molecule: messenger RNA, 807 nt
Organism: Candidula unifasciata
Lineage: Eukaryota; Metazoa; Mollusca; Gastropoda; Stylommatophora; Geomitridae
Source: the annotation of a GenBank genome assembly
AUGGAGAAGGCUGUUGACAAUUUGGAGGCAUUAUUCAAAAAGGCAGACGUCGACCUCAACCUUCUCUCCCGAAAGCUUCAAAUGGACAAGGACACUGGACGCCCGUUGAGCGAUGAGGACAAUCCAGUCAAACUGAUGGCCCAGGUGGAGGAGGCCAAGGCAGAGUUCUCAGCCUUGACCAGGGAAAUUGCCACCAUACAGGCAGCUCAGAAGGAAACACUCAGCUACUUCCAGACCUCACUUCCCAAAAUGAGCGGACUGUUGACCAAGCUGGAGGCACACUCUGGGGAAACAGAAAUUACCCACUUGGCCCAAGCUAUUUUAGGACAGGUGUCGCAGUUGAUGGGAGUGCCUGACUUGAACCUACCACCUCUGUCAGAGCUUGCGACAGGUGACCAGCACUUGGCUGUAUCCGGAGAAGGCUGCCUCCCUAGAGAACAUGCUCAGGCAUCUGGCAAAACCUGCCCCAGUGUUGGAAAAUCGAAACAGAACGAACCCGCGUGUCCAGCGGCAUCGGCUGUAGACAGAAGGUCCCGGUGCUCAGAUUUUGUUGAAGUGACCGAUCAAGAAUUAUUGUCAGUGUCCAGACUGGUCAGAGGCAAAGUUAAACUGGAUGACUUAAACAGGACUUACAGCAUGCUGUGGCAACAUUUUAAAGUAGAAGGCAAAAAAGAUGCCCUGUCACCUCAACAGAUGAAUUCCAUGGGAUUGAGGGUAUCUGGUGCUACAGGGGAAGCAAAACUGAAGGUGUUACGAGCGCUCAAACUGUGCCAGAUCAGCAAAAAUGGGGAUGUCAAACUGUGCUGA